Polypterus senegalus (gray bichir) is the source of this 2046-nucleotide messenger RNA. RefSeq names its product WAS protein family homolog 1 (gene wash1). Gene Ontology annotation, biological process: exocytosis; endocytic recycling; retrograde transport, endosome to Golgi. Gene Ontology annotation, molecular function: gamma-tubulin binding; actin binding; alpha-tubulin binding. Bases 103 to 1545 code for a protein of 480 amino acids. NCBI's taxonomy places the organism in Eukaryota, Metazoa, Chordata, Cladistia, Polypteriformes, Polypteridae. Gene Ontology annotation, cellular component: WASH complex; recycling endosome; early endosome. The transcript has 11 exons. The record is from RefSeq and is a predicted model, not a curated record.
CGUGCAACCCUUUAGUCACGGGGCUUCGGAAAAAACACAGAGUGACGAAGAAGAAAGUUUCAAUGAAUGUGAGGAUUCCCGAAACCGUGGUUGACUGCCAGAAUGACACAGAAGCACUUUCUUGAAGGACAGGUUUAUUCUGUUCCACUGAUUCAGCCAGACCUGCGCCGUGAGGAGACAAUUCACCAAAUAGCAGAUGCUCUUCAGUAUCUGGAGACAAUAUCGGCUGACAUCUUCACCAGGGUUUCCCUUAAUGUCGAAAAAAAUCGGAACCAUCUACAGGCAGUUACAGACCGCAUAAAGCUUGCCCAAGCCCGUAUUGAUAAAAUUAAAGGGAGCAGGAAGGCAAUUAAGGUUUUUUCUAGUGCAAAGUACCCUGCCCCUGAUAAACUACAAGAUUACUGUUCAAUAUUUUCUGAUGCUGCCGAUCCAGCAGCCCACAAACGUCCACGUUAUAAAGUGCAAGGAAAGCACAGAGCUCUGGAUGAGAAAGUAUUACAGGAGAAGCUGAUGUACUUCCCUGUAUUCUUAAAUGCUAAAAGGCACUCUGAAGAUGAAACAGAAGAAGGCCUGGGAAGCUUGCCUAGGAACAUCAAUUCAAUAAGUUCACUGCUGCUUUUUAACACCACAGAGAAUCCCUAUAAGAAGUAUGUACUUCUGGACCCACUGGCAGGGGCUGUGACAAAAACGCACACUACACUUGAAACCGAGAAAGAAGAGAAACCAUUUGAUGCCCCACUGUCCAUUACAAAACGCGAGCACCUUGAGAGACAGACUGCAGAAAAUUAUUUUUAUGUACCAGAUCUAGGCCAGGUGCCCGAAAUAGAUGUGCCAUCCUAUCUCCCAGAUCUUCCUGGAAUUGCAGAUGACUUGACCUACAGUGCAGAUUUAGGCCCUGGGAUUGCACCCUCAGGACCAGCAGGAAUCAUCCCAGAACUGCCAUCAUUUUCAACAGAAGUAGGAGAGCUCAACGGCUCAGAUAUACCAUAUCGGGAUGUAGGUCUUCCUCCUCCACCUCCACCACCCCCACCCCCUCCUCCUCCACCACCAUCAUCUGAAGCCACCUUCUUAAAUGCAUCUACACCGCCAGCUCCUCCUCCUCCACCACCUCCACCUCCAGCAGUGACUGGUGUCAGUGGAGAGAUCGGACAGCAGACCCCAGGUCUCGUGCAGGGAGCUCCCGCAGAGGUGGUGAAGCCUUCCGACGGACGAGCUAAUCUCUUGGAGUCUAUUCGCAAAGCGGGUGGUAUAGGAAAAGCCAAACUUCGCAGUGUGAAAGAGCGAAAAAUGGAGAAAAAGAAACAGAAAGAACAAGAACAAGUGCGAUCAACAGCUAGUGGAGGAGACCUAAUGUCUGAUCUCUUCAAUAAACUUGCAUUGAGGAGGAAAGGCAUCUCUGGAAAGGUUCCUGCUCCAGGAGAGGGCAGUGGGGAUGCACCUGCCAGUUCCGGUGGUGCCUUUGCCCGAAUGUCUGAUGCAAUUCCUCCCCUUCCACCACUUCAGCAAGCAAAUGCAGAAGACGAUGAGGAUGACUGGGAGGCCUAACUGCUUUCACCAUCUUGUUUUUUCUCUGUAUAGAUAAGUGUGACUUUUAAAGGAAUCCCUGUAUGUCUAUGAUUGAUCAAGACAGAGAAACAAGGACUAAACUCUUAGAUCAAAAACAGCACUAAAUGUGAAGAAAGAGCGAGCGAGCAAGCGAGCCCUGGCCACAUUAUAGCAGAUGUCAUUCCAUCAAAAUCUAUUACUCAGUCCUUUAAAUAUUGGAACGAAGGAGCUCCCUAUUUAAAUUGAAAUGUUCAGAGGCUUGGUGCAGUUUAUUUUUUUGAAGUAUUUCUCUUCAGCUGUUGUUUUGUCUUACAAUGAACAGUUGAAAUAUAACUGUUUUUGUCUCAGAUUUGAAUAACUGUCCCAUGAAAUGCUCUACCUGAAUGUUUUUUAUAACUAAAAGCAUACGGUCCAACAAAAAAAUGUAUAUAAAUAGCUCAGUUUACAAUUUGUUAUACUGUAUCAAUGCGCUGAAUAAAAAAUACACACUUUAAAAUGAAA